AUGGGAUCAGAGCACUCCAACCCAAUCCCUAGGAAACCCUCGCCAGUGUACACCAGAACAGGGGCAGUACUCGUCCAAGUGAUAGUGACAUUCACAAUAGCCCUCACAUUGGGCCUGAUCAUCGGCCAGAGACUAUCAGUCAACAAGUGGGAUGGAUUUAUACGUGAGAAACCCAUUCCCCUCCCACAGAUCAAAGAUAUACUGAGAACAUUCGUCUUAACAGUACCCCAAGGCACAAUCAAAACAGUCUGGGAGCAUAACCUCACCUUUUCCCAACGCCCAACGUCUGAGUCCGAAGCAGCGUGGAACUCCAUAAUCCCAGGUAAUCCAACUCACACGUCCAGCAGGGUCAAGAAACGCACUAAUCAUGGAGAACCAGUCGGACGGGGUUUCAUCCAUCAUCCUGAACUCGCGCCGUUCAUCUCGAACAUCGCUGUCUUUCACCAAUUGCAUUGCUUGCACGCUAUUCUAGUCGCCUACUAUGUCGCCGUGGAGGAUUCCGAUGUAGCGAAGGGGGCGCAGCGUCCGGAUGAGUACCUCCAACAGACGGGAACGAGAAUGGCCCCGUCGCAUAUCCGGCAUUGCUUCGACUACCUCCGACAAACGUUGAUGUGUGCGGCGGAUACAAAUCUAGAGGUGCUGGAUCCUGAAACGCAUACGACGAGUGGGUGGGGGCAGAGCCGGCGGUGUCGGGAUUAUAACGAGGUCGUGAUGUGGGCGGAGAAGUGGGCGAAUUCGACGGAUACGGGGAUUGUUACUUGA
This is a messenger RNA of Aspergillus pseudonomiae, 762 nucleotides long. RefSeq lists its product as uncharacterized. The record is from RefSeq and is a predicted model, not a curated record. Lineage: Eukaryota; Fungi; Ascomycota; Eurotiomycetes; Eurotiales; Aspergillaceae. The coding region runs from base 1 to 762 and encodes 253 amino acids. The transcript is spliced from 2 exons. Gene Ontology annotation, biological process: mycotoxin biosynthetic process.